CAUAUCUUGAUAAACUUGAUAAAUUGUGAUAACCGAUUUUCGAAAAAUGAUAGUCCCCACUUUCUAUAUGCUGUUACUAGGUGGUGUGUUGACUCAGUUAAACGUCCUUACGGAUUUUUAAAUCACAUUUUAAAGAAAAGUUGUUACAACUACAACAAAAACGAUAUGGAAGGUUUUGUAAACUACCACAAGAAAGAAACUUUGUCUCAGGCCUGGCAAGUGGACAAGGACCUAAAAGCGUGUUUGAAAGAAUUGUAUGAUAAAAAGCUGUGGACAGAUGUCAAAAUUCACUGCAAAGAUCACAUUGACGGUGAAUGUUUUCUUGCACACAAAGUUGUUCUAGCAGCAAGAAGUCCCGUAUUUCAGUCGAUGUUCUUCGGUACAUGUGCUGAUGGCAAAGAUGAAAUAUACCUUGACAAAGUAGAUACAAACGCAUUCCAUCUAUUUCUAAGGUAUCUUUACAGCGAUGAUCUGACGUUGAGUGAAGAAAAUGCGUCGUCAUUGCUAGAAAUAGCACACUUUUAUCAGGUAUUAAACUUAGUAGAUAUGUGUGCUGAUUUUUUAGCUACCAUCAUAACAGUCAAGAAUGCUUUUGAAGUAUUAAAUGUAUCAACAUUUUAUGAAUUAAUAACACUGCGCAAUGCAUGUUACGCAUUCAUUGACACCCAUGCAGACGAAAUCCUCCAAUCCGAAGAGUUUUUACAGCUUUCAGCAGAUCGUCUUCAUUACAUUUUAAAAGGGGACACUUUUUAUACCGAUGAAAAAAUCAUUUUCACGAAAGUAAUACAGUGGGAAAAAAACGCUAUUUGAGGUGGGGAAACCAUAAUGCACAGGAGCAGAUAUAAGAUCGAUUUUGGAUGCAACGUUCUACUUUUUAAGAUUGCCAACAAUGGACUAUGCGACUUUGAUGGAAUGUAUCCGAAAGAAGGGAUAUCUUUCUUUAGACGAAUAUGAAGAAAUUAUUGAUUUCGUCAAUAAAAUACCUUUAACAUCCGUAAAGAGCAACUCCUGUGUAAAAAGGCUACCUAGAGAAGAAACUUUGUAUCUGUCAACCAUGGAUGGAACAUAUUCUAUCGGAAACAGUGUGUCAACUUCAUUUGAAAUUUCGGUAUCACGUGAUGUUAUUCUCAACAACUUUGUUCUUUCAAAAAUAUCCAACAUAUUUCAACACGACCAUCAGCUUUUUUCAGAAGAAAAUACCAGAACAAUUCCUAUAACACACCCGAGUAUAAAUAAUUUCUUUAAAGAAUAUGAAGGUGAUGCACUAAUGUUAUCAUAUACAAAUCUAAAACAUGUACACACCGUUCAGAAAGUGGCUUCUAAAAUGCUCCCUGUGGAUUUUAAAAUACCUAUAUCUGGACAUUUUACAAUAAAAUGUAAAACAAAGCAGGAAUUGAAAAAGUCACAAGACAUUAAGUCAGAAAAUAUCCAGUUUAAUCCUGUCGAUAGAUGAACUUGGUAAAGGCAAAUUACAGGGUCUUGGUAUACCAAGUUUGAACGUUAAUACUAAUGACAGCAUUAAAUAUAGUAGAACGGAGAAGAAAGAUAGUGGAACAGGGAGUGAAGAUAGUGGAGAUAAGGACAAAUUGUUAUAUGAACAAGAUUUCAUGUUUUUGCCAGAAGACAUUUCUCAAAGUACCAUUCAUUUGACAAGGCCAUUCCGAUUAUCAAAACAGUCAUCACCGUACACAAUUGAAAUGGGUUUAAAGUUAUGUCACAAUAGCUGCAUCAAAAUAAAGGCCGUCUGUUCUAAAGAUUGGCCAUUUGUAAGGAGCAAACAUGGACAGGUAACAGUGCGCAGUAUUUGCAAUCAAUUUGCUGGAAUCCAAAGCCUUGGGUUUGAAAAUAUAUCUCAGCGUGAAUCUAAUGAACAUACUUAAUUAAUAGAAUUAUUCAAGUCCAGUGCAAAAUGCAAAGACAUAAAUUAUCAGCAGAAAAACAUAACAAUGGUUAUAUUUACUCCCUGUUGUGGUUACUUUCACAUCCUAAUGUGUACGGAUUGAAGGUGUAGGUUUUGUAGAACUGUCUUGAUGAUAAUUUAUGUUUUUUUUUCUAUAGAACAGUAAGCUUUGUGGAAGUCGAUUUUGUCACGUAGUUUAAUAUUAUUUUAUCUCUAACUAGUAUCUGGUAUUUCCAUUGGAUAAGAGCAGUCAUGUGGUGACGCCCUAUAUUUCGAUAGUCGUUCAGUAGCUGAUACAAGAAGAAAAUGACUGCAAAUCAACAAAUUUAAAUAAAUUAAAACUAUUCUAAGAGUGUUUAACAACUUUUUAAAUCAAUACUGGCAUUAUCGUUAAAGUGUCAGUCAUAUCAACAAACAACGAAAGAAUUUUAUAUUAAUAAAGUAGGAAAGUGUGAGAUAUUACAUGAUCCGAUAUUACAUAUAUUAGGAUAGUAGAUAAUAAAUUGUUCUUGAAAAAAUAUUGUUAUUCAUCAUGUAAAUGUUCUUUCUCUGAAUUAUCCUCGGUAAACCAGGCUAGUAGUUACCGUAUACAUGUAUUCAAUGUACUAUAUACGGAAUGUGUAAGGGCGUCCAUGGCCGAGUGGUUAAGAUCGUUGACUUCAAACCACUUGCCCCUCACCGCUGUG
Ruditapes philippinarum (Manila clam) is the source of this 2586-nucleotide messenger RNA. Its product is annotated as BTB/POZ domain-containing protein 6-B-like. The record is from RefSeq and is a predicted model, not a curated record. Gene Ontology annotation, molecular function: protein binding. Lineage: Eukaryota; Metazoa; Mollusca; Bivalvia; Venerida; Veneridae. The coding region runs from base 166 to 810 and encodes 214 amino acids. The transcript is spliced from 3 exons.